Molecule: messenger RNA, 507 nt
Organism: Nilaparvata lugens (brown planthopper)
Lineage: Eukaryota; Metazoa; Arthropoda; Insecta; Hemiptera; Delphacidae
Exons: 4
Coding region: 165-491 (108 amino acids)
Biological process (GO): sensory perception of smell
Cellular component (GO): membrane
Molecular function (GO): odorant binding; olfactory receptor activity
Source: RefSeq, a predicted model, not a curated record
GCAAUCAGAAUGCUGGAUUAUUUCCACAAUCAUAACUGACUAUAUAAUAUUUUUCUGUUGGACAUCGCAGCAACUUCAAAACUUAUUCAGAUUAUUCAGCGUACGGGACUGUUGCAUUAACGUUUGUUAUUUAUUAUGACACUGUCAUCAGUAUCUACACUGUCAUGAAGGCUAAUAAUAUAAAGAUAAUGGUGAACUUUGCUGUGGCUUGUAUUUUCAUCAAUUUGAUCAUACUAUUCUGUUAUCACCAUGGACAGAAAAUUGUCAAUCAGAACGAUAGAUUCCGUCAAAGCCUGACUGAAGUUGCAUGGAUAGACAAGCCAAAGUGGUUCAGAAGUGCAUUGUGUAUCAUGAUGGGACGAGCUAACAUUGAUAAUGAGUUGAAGCCCUAUGGUGUUUACAUAUUGAACCAUGAGUCAUUUAAAAAUAUUAUAAAAGCUGCAUUUUCGUUUGGAAAUAUAAUCUAUUCUGUCAAAUCAAAUUCAGUGUAGGCCAGAAGGCCUAAUA